CUAUAAAAUAAAAAAAUUAUAUGCUUCUUCAUUCUUAUGUUGGUUAAAUUGCUAAGAUUUUAUGCGUGGCAACAAGAAAAAUUAACAAUUUUCAAAGCAAUGUCAGAUUCAUUAAAUAAGAACAAAAUUGUAUUAAAUGUAACAUGUGAAAUUUUUCCAAUGAAUUUAGAUGUGAUGAUCAUAUAAAAGGUGGUACAGUAGUAUCGAAUUCCCAAAAAUACUCUUUUUUCGUUUCUUUUUUUUUUUAAAAAAAAAAACCAAUUUCAAGAGAAAAUGUUCAAUAGAACCCUAUUUUUAUCCAAAAGAUAUGAAUUGUCUCAUAUUAGGUCAACAUUAUUAUCAAAGAGAUCAACACCAUCUCAUUUUAGGAACAUGGCAUCGGUGGUUAAUCGACCCCCUGAAAAAGAUUGUACUGACAUUACUCCUCCUUACACAAAAUUAACUCAAAAUUUGGCUUUUGUUCAACAAAAGAUACUUAAAGAUAAACCUUUAAGUUUAGCGGAAAAGAUACUAUAUUCUCAUUUAUAUGAUCCUCGUGAAUAUGAUGGUGGAAUUGUUAGAGGGGAAACUUAUUUAAAAUUGAAACCUGAUCGUGUUGCUAUGCAAGAUGCUUCAGCACAAAUGGCAAUUCUGCAAUUUAUGCUUGCCGGAAUGCCAACAACUGCCGUCCCAGCAUCAAUUCAUUGUGAUCAUUUAAUUGAGGCGUUCCAAGGAGCUAAUAAAGAUGUCAAGGCUGCAGAAAUUUCCAAUAAAGAGAUCUUUGAUUUCUUACAAAGUGCAGCUGAAAAAUAUGGUAUAGCAUUUUGGAAACCGGGAAGUGGUAUUAUUCAUCAAAUUGUAUUAGAGAAUUAUGCGGCACCUGGUGGACUUAUGCUUGGAACCGAUAGUCACACACCGAAUGCUGGAGGCUUAGGUAUGGUUGCGAUAGGAGUUGGUGGUGCUGAUGCUGUUGAUGCAAUGGCAGAUAUUCCAUGGGAAAUUAAGGCUCCAAAGAUCAUUGGUAUUAAAUUGAAUGGAAGUUUAUCCAAAUGGUCAAGUCCGAAAGAUGUUAUUUUAAAUCUGGCCGGAAAGUUGACCGUUCGAGGAGGAACAGGUCAUGUUCUUGAAUACUUUGGACCAGGAGUUGACACAUUAUCAUGCACUGGAAUGGCUACUAUAUCUAAUAUGGGAGCUGAAGUUGGUGCGACAACUACUGUGUUUCCAUUUAGCAAUAGCAUGUAUUCAUAUUUAACGGAAACACGAAGACACACAGUUGCGGAAGAAGCAUUAAAAAAUGCUUCAUACCUUAAAGCUGAUAGCAAUGUACAUUACGAUCAAUAUAUAGAAUUGAACUUAUCAGAAAUUGAACCUCAUAUUAAUGGACCCUUUACUCCGGAUUUAUCAACUCCGAUAAGCAAAUUUGCUGAAGUUGUUGCAAAGAAUGGAUGGAAGGAUGAAGUUAAAGCUGGUUUGAUUGGAAGUUGUACCAAUAGUAGUUAUCAAGAUAUGAGUCGUGUUGUUUCAUUAGCCAGUCAGGCAUUGGAUAAAGGAAUACAGCCAAAAGGAAAAUUUUUUAUAACACCUGGAAGUGAACAAAUAAGGGCUACAAUGGAAAGAGAUGGUCAAACUGAAAUAUUAGAACAAGUUGGUGGUAAAAUUUUAGCAAAUGCUUGUGGUCCUUGUAUUGGUCAAUGGAAAAGAACCGAUAUUAAAGAAAAUGAAGAAAAUGCUAUUCUCACUUCGUUUAACCGUAAUUUUAGGAACAGAAAUGAUAAUAAUCCUAAUACAAUGAAUUUCCUGGCAUCUCCUGAGAUUGUCACAACUAUGAUAUUUGCUGGAAAAUUAUCAUUUAAUCCCAUGACUGACGCUCUAAUAGAUAAAGAUGGUGAACCAUUUAAAUUUCAAAGUCCACACGGCGAUGAAUUACCACAUCAGGGGUUUGCAGAUGGCAACGAAGACUUAGAACCGAUAAUUACAGUUGGUAAUUCAUCAACGAAAAUUACUAUACCAGAAAAUUCUAGUAGACUUCAAAAAUUAGAACCAUUUUCCCCAUGGCAUGGAAAUGAAUUUAAGGAAUUGAAGGUAUUAGUUAAAGUUAAAGGAAAAUGUACAACAGAUCACAUAUCAGCAGCUGGACCUUGGUUAAAAUAUAAAGGACAUCUAGAAAAUAUAUCAAACAACACUUUAAUUGGAGCUUUAAAUGCUGAUAAUGAAAAAAUUAAUGUUGUAAAAAAUGAUUUGACUGGAAAGGAUGGAAAUAUACCAGAAGUUGCACGAUAUUAUAAAGAAAAUAAUGUUCCAUGGAUAAUCGUAGCGGAUCAUAAUUAUGGGGAAGGAUCAGCAAGAGAGCAUGCCGCUUUACAAGUUAGAUACUUGGGUUGUCCAUUAAUAAUUUCCAAAUCAUUUGCACGUAUUCAUGAAACAAAUUUAAAGAAACAAGGAGUAUUACCUUUGGUAUUUAAAGAUGAAAAAGAUUAUGAAUUAUUUUCUGGAGGAGAUAUAAUCGAAACUGUUGGGGUUGUUGGAUUGGAACCUGGUAAAGACGUUAUUAUUAGGGUUAAAAAGCAUGAAACUGAUAAAGAAUUUGAAGUUGUGACUAAGCACACGAUGUCAAAGGAUCAAAUUGAAUGGUUUAAAAUGGGAAGUGCUUUAAAUCUUAUUGCUAAUCAACGAUUUUGAUUUAAAUUCUAUAAUUUAAAUUAAUGAGUUAUAAUCUGCAUGCACAUCUUAAUGAUCUUAAUGAAAUUUAUGUGAUCUCUCUCAAAUUUGUAAUUAAACUCAUAUAUUAACCUUAUGCCCUCUUUUAACAUAAUUUUCAUAUUUGUUAUGGAUAAAUGAUCGUAUAUGUAAUUUUCUACCUAAAUUCUAACCACCUUAUUUAAGCUUUUGUGCACCUCAUAAAUAUAUUUUAAAUUAUGAAAUUGUUAUGAUUUUGACCAAG
Molecule: messenger RNA, 2920 nt
Organism: Rhizophagus irregularis DAOM 181602=DAOM 197198
Lineage: Eukaryota; Fungi; Glomeromycota; Glomeromycetes; Glomerales; Glomeraceae
Product: aconitate hydratase
Biological process (GO): tricarboxylic acid cycle
Cellular component (GO): mitochondrion; cytosol
Molecular function (GO): 4 iron, 4 sulfur cluster binding; aconitate hydratase activity
Source: RefSeq, a predicted model, not a curated record